Molecule: messenger RNA, 4842 nt
Organism: Bufo gargarizans (Asiatic toad)
Lineage: Eukaryota; Metazoa; Chordata; Amphibia; Anura; Bufonidae
Gene: COG5
Product: component of oligomeric golgi complex 5
Exons: 22
Coding region: 4-2511 (835 amino acids)
Biological process (GO): intra-Golgi vesicle-mediated transport
Cellular component (GO): COG complex
Source: RefSeq, a predicted model, not a curated record
CUGAUGACGUCGCUCCUGGUUGGCAGUGACAGUCCGGUAUCCAACAUGGAGGGGAAGAAGACUUCUUCAGACUUGAUAGCAGGAGCCGCGUCAGUCAGGGAGAUGUUUCGGGACGAAUGCUACACUGAUUUUCUACGUGAUGACUUUGAUGUGAAGACCUACACCUCCCAGUCCAUUCACCAGGCUGUGAUCGCAGAACAGCUGGCAAAGCUGGCACAAGGCAUCAGUCAGCUGGAUAAAGAGCUGCAUGUCCAGGUGGUUGCAAGACAUGAAGACCUUUUGGCACAAGCAACAGGAAUGGAGUCUUUAGAAGGUGUUCUUCAGAUGAUGCAGACUCGUAUUGGAGCUCUACAAAGUGCAAUUGAUAGAAUCCGAACAAAGAUUGUUGAUCCAUAUAACAAAAUUGUGUCCCGUACCGCACAGCUAGCACGUCUUCAAUCUGCCUGUGAUUUGCUUCGGAGAAUCAUACGUAUCUUGUAUCUCAGCAAGAGACUUCAGGGUCAGCUGCAGGGUGGUAGCAGGGAGAUUACUAAAGCUGCUCAGAGUUUAAAUGAGUUGGACUACCUUUCUCAAGGAGUGGACCUUUCAGGAAUAGAGGUUAUCGAGAAUGAUCUGCUGUUCAUUGGUAGAGCGCGCCUUGAAGUUGAAAACCAGGCAAAGCGUCUGCUGGAGCAAGGGGUGGAGACCCAGAAUCCAACGCAAGUUGGGACAGCAUUGCAAGUGUUCUACAACCUGGGAACCCUAAAAGAUACCAUUAACAGUGUUGUGGAUGGUUAUUGCACAGCACUUGAUGAGAAUAUCAACAGCGCUCUUGAUAUAAAGGUUCUAACACAAACAUCACAAGCCGUCCAGAGAGGUGCCCCAGGUCGUGCAGCUAUGCCUCAGCCAGGGAACACAGCAGCAUUUCGUGCAGCCCUUUGGACAAAUAUGGAAAAACUAAUGGAUCAAAUUUAUGCCUCCUGUGUCCAGGUGCAACAUCUCCAGAAGGUUUUAACAAAGAAAAGAGACCCAGUGUCCCAUGUGUGCUUUAUUGAUGAAAUUGCAAAGGAUGGUCAGUCCGAUAUUCUGUACACGUUCUGGAAUUCUGUUACACAGAUACUUUCAUCUCAUUUUGAGAAGGCAACAACCUCUUCCACCUUCCUGAAGCAGGCUUUUGAAGGAGAAUAUCCUAAACUACUUAGACUGUACAAUGACUUGUGGAAACGUCUCCAGCAAUACAGUCAGAACUUACAAGGUUCCUUUACAAGUAGUGGCAACUCUGAUUUUGUCUCAGAGUUACAGCAAAUUGAAGAUGACACACGAGAUGUUUUCACAAUGAAGAAACUAGAUCAGGAUCCAGAGAAAAUGCUGAAAGACUCCCUGCAACCCUACGAAGCUGCCUACUUGUCUAAAUCCUUGUCUAGGCUCUUUGAUCCCAUCAAUCUGGUCUUCCCACCGGGAGGUCGAAACCCUCCUUCAGCUGAUGAACUUGAGAGCAUAAUCAAAACUGUAGUAAGUGAAAUGAAUGUGGCUGCUGUGGACCCCAAUCUCUGCAUUGCUGUCUCAAAAAACGUCGCAAAAACCAUACAACUUUUUGGUGUCAAGUCUGAGCAGCUGCUGUCUACUCAAGGAGAUGCAAGUCAGGUGAUUGGACCUCUCACAGAAGGUCAACGAAGAAAUGUGGCUGUGGUCAAUUCGCUUUACAGACUGCAUCAAUCCAUUCAAAAGGUUAUAUCAGGCCAGAAUUCACUUCCAGCAGCUGCAGAACAGAAUAUAACUGCCGCCAUGAAGACUAUUGAUAAUCUUAUGGGAAAUGCUGUGCAGCCUCUAAUUAAUUCUGUGGGUGACUCUGUUGAAGCCAUUAUCAUAACCAUGCACCAAGAAGACUUUUCAGGAGGCCUUAUGAGUUCAGGAAAGCCAGAUGUUCCGUGUUCCUUGUACAUGAAAGAAUUGCAAGGCUUUAUUGCAAGAGUCAAGAAUGACUAUUUCCGCCAUUUUGACUGCACUGAUUUUGUGUACGAUAAUACUGAAGCCAUUGCCCAGAGAGCAAUAGAACUGUUCAUACGAAAUGCAAGUCUCCUGAGACCACUUGGUGAAGGAGGCAAAAUGCGACUUGCGGCAGACUUUGCACAGAUGGAAUUGGCAGUGGCUCCUCUGUGCAGACGAGUUGCUGACCUUGGAAGGUCAUACAGGCUUUUGAGAUCCUUCAGGCCUUUACUGUUUCAGACCAGCGAGCAUAUCGCCAACAGUGCUUCUGUAGGCGAAAUCAUUCCUUACAGCGUCAUCCUCCAGUUUCUCUUCACCAGGGCUCCCCCAGAGCUAAAAUCCCCCUAUCAGAGGGCUGAAUGGUCAAUUGCUCGUUACUCCCAGUGGCUGGAUGAUCACCCAGCUGAAAAGGACAGGCUGGCUCUAAUAAGGGGUGCUUUGGAAGCCUACGUACAAUCAGUAAAGGCCAGAGAAGGCAAGGAAUUUGCACCUGUGUAUCCAGUCAUGAUCCAGCUUCUUCAGAAGGCAAUGUCAUCUGUACAAUAACUUCAAAGACUGACAAAAAAAAAUCUGCACAACUAAUGUAAUGAUAAAGACCAAAUGGGACAGUUAGGGAACUUUCACACUAGCGUUAAAGUUUUCCAGUAUUGAGUUUCUUCAUAGGGGCUCAAUACCGGAAAUAACGCUUCAGUUGUGUCCCAAUGCAUUUUGAAUGGAAAGCAGUCCGUUCAGUAUGCAUCAGGAUGUCUUCAGCUCAGUCCCUUUGACGGAACACUUGCCGGAAUGAUCGAGCAUUAUUUUCCGGCAUUAUGUUCCAUUGAAAUGCAUUAAUACCCGAUCAUUUGUGAGACGGAUCCACAUCCGGAUCCGUCUACAAAUGCUAUCCAUUUUCAUGCCAGAUCCGGAAUUAAUUUCCAUUGAAAUGUAUUAUUGCCCGAUCCGGUACCUAGUGUUCUGGAAAAAAGGAUCCGUUUUUUCCGGAGAGACAGAUGUGGUAUUUCAAUGCAUUUGUCAUACUGAUCCGGAUGAGGAAACAAAUGAUAUCAGUUUGCAUACGGAUUUACGGCUAUGGCAGGCAGUUCUGGCAACGGAACUGCCUGCCUGAUUCUUCUUACGCUAGUGUGAAAGUACCCUAAAUUUAUGGUUUUAGGGAUUUCAUGUUAUACAAACUAAAUCCAACUCAUCAAAAUUUUAUUCUGUACCCUAUUCUGCACACCUGUAUACGGUUCUAUUCAGAUACAUUGGGAGUGAUUUGUUAUGACUCCCGUACACCAGUUUAUAGCAUAAAAAGUAGCAUGGCUGUGACCCCAGCAAAUUCCAGGCUUAAAUGACUUAUUUGAAAUGUACUCCAGUCAGGGGCUGGAGUAAUUUUAAUCUAGGCACAUGGACUACUGAAGGAUGCACCUAAUUUAUGACCAAGCCUGCACCUCGUCAUAAAUUAAGGGCAUCCUCUGGCAACGCAGGGGAUAUCAAAGCUUUCAUAAAUGACCCCCAUUAUGUUAGCUUUCUUGGGUUGGGGUCACAUAUAUUGUAAUAAAUCAAUGUAGUACAGAGGAUGCCUGAUCAUGGAAUUUUUCUGUGUAUUUCACCCAUAGCAAAGUGUGAGACCUGUGGCCAAAUCCGCAUGUAACAUACACAAGCUAUGGAUUAGCAGGCUAGUUCCACAGCAGUGUGUGUGAAGCUACACUUCCUUACCUCCCUGAUCUUCCCAUCUGGACUAUUUUUCUGUUUGUAAACCAAAGGGUUCAUAAAAUAGGGGAGAUUUAUCAGAACUGGUGUAAAGUAGAACUGGCUUAGCGCUCAUGCCCUAAUAUCAUGAGUGCAGGACAAUAGUCCGGCGGGCGGCCCGAUGCGCAUAGCAUCAUAGUAACCUAUGAAGCUGUGCGCACUAUGUAUGCCGCUCAUGGACCGUAUGUCUCAGAGGGCAUAUGGUCGUGUGCAUGAGCCCUUAGUCACCCAUUGAAACCAAUCAGAUUCUACCUUCCAUUUUUCCAAGCUCCUUUGGAAAAAAGGUGUAAUCUCAUUGGUUCCUAUGGGAAACUAAGCCAGUUUUCCUUUACACCAGUUUUGAUAAAUGCAAAGUAAUUAUAUUUUUUAUUUAGCAAAUGCUAAGUAGUGUGUGCUUUCAAAUAAAAUGUUAUGUUAGUGUCAGUGGCCAUUCCAAACCUGUUUGUGUAUGGAGGUUGAAAAUCUGGGUAAUAAUAAUGAAGGCUGAGAUGGGAUUGACACAUUGGGAAUACUACCAAGCUUUUUCCUUCUUUGCUAUGAUUGCUGUCAGGUACCAUACCUCUAGCACCCACAAUGGCAAACAACCAUGUUUUCUCUAUUGGAAUUGUCAGGCAACUUUUCCUAGCAAUCAAUCUGUUCCACAUUACUCAGGUCUUAAAAAGGUUGCCCCAUCAGGACCACCCUGGUAUCUUAUGAUGGCAUAUAGGCAGUGCAAAUGGGCCAUAUUUACCAAUCAUAAAAAUAGCGUAAACUUAGGCUGUCCAGACCUGCACCAGAUUUAUCACAGGGGCUCCGGGUGGAUGGUAAAUUUGAUGCAGGGUUAGACACUUUUCUCUGACUCCAAAGUAAGCCAAUAGUUGGUAUAGACAGAUAUUUACACAACAAUUGUGCAUCUGAAAAAACGGUAGAAAUCCUAGAUGUGCCAAUUUGUGCCACUUUUUAGACAGAUUUUUGGUGCAGGCACAUUAAAUCUGGGCCAAUAAUUCUAACCCCCUCCUGACAACUAAAACCAAACAAGUGGCAAGGAGAAUUUGGCAGUGAUUUUUGUAAAAUAAAUGUAUAUGGAAAACAUCGCUGAGCCUCAGCUGCUAAUGAUGAAUAUGAAAUUGUAGUUCACAGAGAAUCAUUUAAUAAAAUCUUUCCUUUGUA